GACCUCGCGGGACUGGGACUCUGGGUUGUGCAUUCACUAGCAGUAGGCCUUUUGCAGCUGUUCGCGUGAGGGGUGUGAGUGGGGCGCAAGGCGGGCACUUGGUGGCGGUGACGGCAGUGGUCUCGGGAGCUUUCACAAGGAAAUGAAGACCCAAAGAAGUAGCAAAACCAAGUGCUUUUAUGCUAGAUUGAACAAAGAGAGGCCAUUGUGGAAAAGUAACCCAAAAAUAUGGGGCGACUAAAGGAAGAUAAGAAUUAUUUUAACAAGAGAAGACAGUGGUGAACUAAACGCACCGGGUCCCCCUGUUCAUGGCGCUUGCAUUAAAUUAUCGAAUGAAUGAGUGAGUGGUCAGCCAAACAAACAGAAAGUGCUUUGCAGAGAAUUAUCCUAGGCUGAUGUGGUGUAGAAUGGCUAAGAGGCUGCCAUUUAAGCUGAGAUUUUAUUGACAAGCAUGUUUUUGGCCCGGGGGAGACUGUGCACCCUUAGCAGUAGACCUAAAUUCCUGAAGACAAUUUGUGCUUCAAAAAUCCUUGGACACUCUACUUCUGCUAAAAUGUCUUUGAAAUUCAAAAAUGCAAAACGAAUUGAAGGCCUUGAUAGCAAUGUGUGGAUUGAAUUUACCAAGUUGGCUGCAGACCCCUCUGUUGUGAAUCUUGGCCAAGGCCUUCCAGAUAUAUCCCCUCCUGUAUAUGUAAAGGAAGAAUUAUCAAAGAUUGCAGCAAUUGAUAGUCUGAAUCAGUACACACGGGGCUUUGGUCAUCCAUCACUUGUGAAAGCUCUGUCCUGCCUAUAUGAAAAGUUUUAUCAAAAUCAAAUAAAUCCAAAUAAAGAAAUCCUUGUGACAGUAGGAGCAUAUGGAUCUCUUUUUAAUGCCAUUCAGGGAUUAAUCGAUGAGGGAGAUGAAGUCAUAGUGAUAGUGCCUUUCUAUGACUGCUAUGAGCCCAUGGUGAGAAUGGCUGGAGCAAUACCUAUUUUUAUUCCUCUGAGAUCUAAACCUCUUGAUGGGAAAAAAUGGUCUAGUUCUGACUGGACAUUAGAUCCUCAAGAACUGGCAAGCAAAUUUAAUUCCAAAACUAAAGCUAUAAUACUAAAUACUCCACAUAACCCCCUUGGCAAGGUGUAUACCAAAGAGGAACUCCAAGUAAUCGCUGACCUUUGCAUCAAAUAUGACACACUCUGCAUCAGUGAUGAGGUUUAUGAAUGGCUUGUAUAUACUGGAAAUAAGCAUUUUAAAAUAGCCACUUUUCCAGGUAUGUGGGAGAGAACAAUAACAAUAGGAAGUGCUGGAAAGACUUUCAGUGUAACUGGCUGGAAGCUUGGCUGGUCCAUUGGUCCUAAACAUUUGAUAAAACAUUUACAGACAGUUCAACAAAACACCGUUUAUACUUGUGCGACUCCUUUACAGGAAGCUUUGGCCCAAGCUCUUUGGAUUGACAUCAAGCGCAUGGAUGACCCAGAAUGCUACUUUAAUUCUUUGCCAAAAGAGUUAGAAGUAAAAAGAAAUCGGAUGGUACAUUUACUUGAAAGUGUUGGCCUAAAACCCAUAGUUCCUGAUGGGGGAUACUUCAUCAUUGCUGAUGUGUCUUUGCUAGAUACAGACCUUUCUGAUAUGAAGAACAGCAACGAACCUUAUGACUAUAAAUUUGUAAAAUGGAUGACUAAAAAUAAGAAAUUGUCAGCCAUCCCAGUUUCAGCAUUCUGUAAUGCAGAGACCAAAUUACAGUUUGAGAAAUUUGUGCGAUUUUGCUUCAUUAAAAAAGACAGUACACUGGAUGCUGCUGAAGAAAUCAUCAAGGCAUGGAGUAGACAGAAGUUUUGAUACAUGCAGACUGCAUUGUUUCUAUUAAAUGACUUAGUAUGGAAUUAUUUAGUACUGCUACUUGCUGGGUAUUGAAAAAAAAAUGUCAGUACAAAUGAAAUUUAAAGGACUAUUUCCACUGUUAAUCCCACUACUGACAAUAUUCAGGAGAUCUGAUUUUUUUUUUCAGCUGAAAUGUAUUAAAACACCUUUUAGACCGUUUUAUGAGUCAAUAUAGUGCAGUGGUAAGAACUGUGAGAUGCUGGUUGAUGCUUAACGUUUCUGUGCUUCAGUUUCCUCAUAAAAGGGGAAUAAAAAUAGCACCUACUUUA
Balaenoptera acutorostrata (minke whale) is the source of this 2130-nucleotide messenger RNA. It is a transcript of the gene KYAT3, whose product is annotated as kynurenine aminotransferase 3. The transcript has 16 exons. Bases 452 to 1819 code for a protein of 455 amino acids. Lineage: Eukaryota; Metazoa; Chordata; Mammalia; Artiodactyla; Balaenopteridae. Gene Ontology annotation, biological process: biosynthetic process. The record is from RefSeq and is a predicted model, not a curated record. Gene Ontology annotation, cellular component: mitochondrion; cytoplasm. Gene Ontology annotation, molecular function: L-kynurenine:2-oxoglutarate transaminase activity; pyridoxal phosphate binding.